This is a messenger RNA of Scylla paramamosain (green mud crab), 3592 nucleotides long. RefSeq lists its product as uncharacterized. Lineage: Eukaryota; Metazoa; Arthropoda; Malacostraca; Decapoda; Portunidae. The transcript is spliced from 5 exons. Bases 241 to 1077 code for a protein of 278 amino acids. The record is from RefSeq and is a predicted model, not a curated record.
UUGAAAAGACAGCUAGCGGAAAAGGCGGAGAGGUGUGAGUGUUGUUGACAAAUACGUGCACGCCAGUCCACUUCAGAGCUCCACACUUCAUCCCGCGGGCCUGUAAGGAAUGACACACAUGUAACAGAGGCAGGAGAAGAUGUGAGGAAGCCGCCGGCACACAAUAUAGAGCGUGUCAGAAAGAAGGGCAGCUACAGGAGGUUGAAGAGUGACUGGCGAGUGACUACCGGGGUGUCUUGCAUGGAUAUCGAUAUUUGGAGGAGUCACAUUGCCCUCCCACACCUGCUGAACACUCUGGUGCAGGUGGUGAGGGGGGAAGAGGCAGUGGUGGGUGGGAGGAGUGUGUCUCAGGACCAGCUUGAAGACAUCCUCCCUCACCUGUGCCUCUCACUGCCCACAUGCAGCCUCUCCUGUGCUGACCUUCUGCACUCCUUGCCUGAUGACAGCAGUGUUUGGGGUGAACUGGAGGCAGCGUUGGUCAGCAAGAAGCUUCUCCAUUGUGACAUCACCUCUGUCCUGUACCUCCGCCACUGCCCUGCCUUGGAGCGAGAGGCGCUGCGUGUGCUGGAGCUGUAUGUGGAUGUUGAGAGCCAGAACCCCUGGUGGCAAGAUGAGAGGCUCAGCAUAUCUCACUUCAAGCCACAUGGCAGGCUGCUUUGUGCCGACCCUCCAGGAAGGGAGCACAGCAAAGCUGGGGCUCCAGAUGAGUGCAAGGUGAACCUGUGGGCAGACUCCCCGCUGGUGGAGGCUUCAGGACACACUGGCGAACUGUUCACUCGCUGCCUUGAACUCCUGGGAAAUGUGCUCUGGAAGACGCAUUUCUCAUUUUCUGCUGUUGUUGCCUGCAGGGAUUACCUGGCACAGGUGACAGAGGAAGUGGAGGGAGAGCUAUACCAGAGUUUUCCAAGCAUGCUGUCCCACCUUGCUUACCUCUUGACCCUCCCCCUGGCUACCCACCAGGACCAGGGGGACCUUCGAAGAUCCUCGCUGUUCCCACUGGUCAAGAAGGGGCUGCAGGAGGAGCUGGCUGAGGGCGGGGAGGCUGCUCGGGAGAAGCACAAGAUAAUCUGCUGGUAGUCUUGAAGAGGAGCACAAGAUGACCAAGAUGGGCUGGCUAACAAUACUGUAGUUGUGGAUGCAGCUCAUGAUGAUCCCACAUCCGCCUGUCAACACUUGGUGGCACUUCUGUUGCUGCCAGUUAUCUGCUUCUGAACUUCAUUGUCCCGGUCCUGCUGAGAGGAAAGGAAUCACCAUCCAAGCACAUUGACAGAUCUGGGUUUUCUUUACAAGUACAUUUUUUUUUCUUUUUAUGUAAGAGAGGAACUGGUCAAGGGGAACAAAAAGCAAGAAAAGAAGGCCCACUGAGGUGCCAGCUUCUUGCACACAGGCAACUUGCUCAAGCCAGACUAGUUCAGUGUCACACAAAUAUCCAAGGAAUGAAGAGAAAGAAAGAAGGAAAUUUAACAAUAUUUAUAGCACAAGCUCAUGAUUGGUUACACACUCUGAGGUGCAAACCAUUCAUGCAUGAAAGGGAAAUCACCACAAGUCACAGCAAAUGAUCAUCACUGACCUACACAAAUCCCACACUCUCAGGGAAGCCUAAGGAAACCAAGAUGGCAGUAUAACAUAGUCCAAUAACAAGGUGUUGGAGGAACCUGGAGUGCACCCACUGAGUUUUUAUUUAUUACUUUAAGGUAAAUCACCUAACUGGCAUUUGAGGAACCUGACCAACUGCUGUACAUGCAUUACACUUCGCAUGCAAGGUGCUGAGAGAGAGAGAGAGAGAGAGAGAGAGAGAGAGAGAGAGAGAGAGAGAGAGAGAGAGAGAGAGAGAGUCUUAAAUUUAUAUAUCAACAUUAAAUCACAUACAUUAAAAGUUGCAAAUUUGCUGCAAAUACAUUUCCUUUAUGGACAUGUCUGAUGACUAUCUUUAAAAAAAUAAUAGGCAAAUUAUGGCAGUAUAAUUUUGAAUAUACAGAAAUGCUGAAGAUUCAGUCCAACUAAAUGAAUUCUGGCAAGAAGGAUUCAACAUGUACUUUAUAAUUGUGCAGCUUUUCCAGCCCACUCACCUCACCCUGCUUGUGUAGCCAGCCAGCAUGGUGCAGCCUCCUCCCUCACCCUGCACAUACCACUGCACCUCACAGUUACUGGAUGCCAUGCUGGCAGCAGCACUACCUUUCCUGUCCUUCCUGUCACUAAAUUACUUCUGUGAAAAAUAAUCUCAAGAACAAAGGUGAAGGACACAAAGAAACACUGAACACACAACCUUGCAGUGAAUAAUGAAAGAUGUGGAGGAUGUGCUGAUGAUGAACUGGCUGGAUGUUCCACACACAGUGACAGGAUGACACCACCUUGCAGUGCACCAGGCAUGUCCCUGUGUACAAACCUUCCUCAGCCACACUGUAAUUGUGCACCAUCACCAAGAACCAAGUCCUUCAGUAUCAUGAGGUGUUAGCCCAAUACAACUGUCAAAAGAAAGGAAGAAAUAACUUAUAUGCUCAUGAGGUCAAUGGUUUCCCUUCAGUGAUCUAUGCUGAUGAUGCAACGCCUCAUUUGCACAUGCUUUCUUUGUAAUCUGAAGUGAUUUAGUCAUUAUCCACUAAGAUUGACAUAUAAGACUUCAUCAUGGCUCCUGGCAGCAACAAAUGAUGACACUGAUCCUCUGAAGGAAAACUUUACCAAGAAAUUAUCAUACUUGUAAUGUAGUCAGGAAAUUAUUUUUGAAAACCUCAACAAGAAUUACAAAACCACUCACCCGCAUCCACACGAUUGAGUGACACAACUUCGGAUUUCAUUGCACUUAAGCCAUCCACAUGUUGAGGAGUCACCAGUGUUGUGUCAGAUAUUUGUAUUAUACAGACUAACACUCCUUGACAUUCUAUUCUUGACUUAUUCUGUUGGUAAGAUCCCUGUGACAAAGGCCAAGUGAGUGCACAGGGCCGACUCUCUCUUCAAUAUAAAUGCAAAUGACAAUACCGAAAAUACCUUAACCUAUUCACUACUAUUUGACACAUCUUUCCUUAACCACUAACCACUCUGAGACAUUUCUACUUAUUCUACAGCCACUUCCAAACAUUAUAUUGGCUACAAACUGCAAAACUUAUUCAUCUAAUCCUUUUCUUUCUUGUAGAUGCCCAUAAUGAUUUCACACAUUGUUUUUAGUGUCGAGAAUUGUUGCAUAUCACAGGAAAGAGUUAAACUGUGAACCUUGAGUAGCUUGGCGUAGUUAUCAUCACUGAAUGAAAUGAAGCCCAAUAUUAUUAAGUAGAAUUUAUUGAUGUUCCAUGAAAAGUGGGGUAAUCAUGUGACACUGACCAACAGGAAUGCUGGAAAUCACUCAGUAAUUAAUGGACACCAGUGAUACUCAAUAUUAUAUGAACCACAUGAAGUAAGAGUGGCGUAAUGAAGAGAGGAGGGACAGGUGGGAAGGAAAAGAUGAAGAGGCACAAUGGAAGGGGAGGCGAGAGAGAGAGAGAGAGAGAGAGAGAGAGAGAGAGAGAGAGAGAGAGAGAGAGAGAGAGAGAGAGAGAGAGAGAGAGAGAGAGAGAGAGAGAGAGAGAGAGAGAGAGAGAGAGAGAGAGAGAGAGAGAGA